Messenger RNA from Penicilliopsis zonata CBS 506.65, 4049 nucleotides. RefSeq lists its product as hypothetical. Gene Ontology annotation, biological process: transmembrane transport; monoatomic ion transport. Gene Ontology annotation, cellular component: membrane. The coding region runs from base 326 to 3646 and encodes 1106 amino acids. The record is from RefSeq and is a predicted model, not a curated record. NCBI's taxonomy places the organism in Eukaryota, Fungi, Ascomycota, Eurotiomycetes, Eurotiales, Aspergillaceae. Gene Ontology annotation, molecular function: monoatomic ion channel activity. The transcript has 2 exons.
AGAGUGAGGUAGAGGUUGGCAGCUAGAAGUAAGGUACUGGUACUACUUACUACCUACGGUAACUAACUGCUAAGCUCUCGAUUUAUUAGUAUUGCGGCAAAGUCAUGUGAGCGGCAUUUGCCUUCCAGUCAGGUGAAAUGGGAGGCAAAAAGAGCCUGAGGCCACAGCUCCAGUUCAAGGAGUCUCAGUUCCCCCCUCCACCUUCCAAGGGCUUGUUUCACCGAUCGGACGACUCCCGUUGACGGUACUCGGUACGGUACUCCCUAUGAGGUAGACAGAUCUCCCUCGAGCGUGUCGCUCCAGCUGUGCUAGCGUUUCCGCAACAAUGCUCGCGUCGCUGCUGCGUCCCAAGAAUCGCCGCCAGGGGUACUCGGAACAGUCGCCCUUCUCCUCGCCGUUUACUGCGCGGGAGACAACGCCAUUGUUUCGCAAACGACGGGAAGAUGUGACGCACGAUGAGCUUCCGGAUCCUCUAGAGCCGGGGGAAGAAGACGGGGAAGGGGGAGACGAGGGAGAGGAAGAAGAAGAGGAGGAGGAGGAGGAGGAAGACGGGCCUCAGGAGGCAAUGCCGCUCCUGCCUAUUUUUUCGGCCUCUCACUUGGAUUCUCUCCCUGUCUACAACCUCAUCCACGCCAUCCGCCCGUUGAUCGUCGCCCGCUGCGAAACCCCCCUGUCCUGGGACCAGCUGCGCUCCCCCCAGGUCUCGCAGUUCCUCGUCAAACCCAUCCAGCAGCAGAUUUUGACGGCUCACUUCUCCCGCGCCACGCUUUAUGCCCUGCUCGCCAACUGUCUGCAGUUCACCAAGGAGGUUCAUCUCAAUCCCGGCAACAGCGGCACUAGUCAGACGAGAGCGAUGGUGAGCGAGCUGCUGGCUAUCAAGCUGCUCAAGGAAUACACUACCCGGGAAUUGAUCGAUGCUCUCUCCUACGAGUUCCAUCCGCUGCAGGGCCAGACGCCGCCUCCGACGAACAGCUCGCAAGGGGGCCCGGAUUGGGGUUCCGCCCAGAGAAACAAACGGCUGCCCGCCGCCGCGCGCAUCUCCUGUCUGGAGCUGGCGAUCCGUGCCCAGGCGAAACGAUUCCUGGCUCAUCCGGUGGUAGUCCAGCAGCUCGAGGCGAUCUGGGCGGGAACGAUUGUCUUUCAUUCGACGGCAGACAAUCUUCAUCGCAGUGUAACCUCUCGGACCAGACCGACGUAUGGCACCGCUGGCCCGAAUGACGCCUUUCCAGGUCGGUUGCAAGCCAGCAUCGCUGCCGAUCAGAGCCCGGCGAGUCUGCGCCGCUCGGUCACGCUCUAUGACCCUCGAGAUGCCUCGCUGUUCAAGCUCUCCCGACUGAGAGUGCCGCGGUACCGACAGUUCUUGUCGACUCUCUCCUUCGCCGUCCUUCUCGGUCUCUUUCUUGCCGUGUUGAACGGGCGGCGCCAGGAGAUCACCUCGCUGGAGGUGGUGUUUUGGUUCUGGAGUGCUGGCUUUAUGCUGGACGAGAUCGUCGGGUUCAACGAACAAGGGUUCAGUCUUUACCUGAUGAGUUUUUGGAACAUCUUUGAUUUGGGCAUCCUGCUGCUUCUCGUCUGUUACUACUGCAUGCGUCUGUACGGCGCGGUGAUGCCGUACACUCGCAACAAGAUGGUUGCCGACCGGGCGUACGACAUUCUGGCCGCCAACGCCGUCCUGCUCUUCCCCCGUCUCUUCUCGAUAUUGGAUCACUAUCGCUAUUUCUCCCAGCUGCUGAUCGCCUUCCGUAUCAUGGCAUCCGAUCUGGUCGCAGUGUUCCUGUUGGUGAUCAUCGCCUGCAGCGGCUUCUUUGUCGCCUUCCUCUCCUUUGGCGACAACUCGGCCCCCGGCCCCAUGGCGUAUGCCCUCUUCCAGAUGCUGAUGGGGUUCACCCCUACCGCGUGGACCAUGUGGGACGAGUACAAUGCUCUGGGGAAAAUCAUCCUGACGAUGUUCCUGUUCAUCUGUCAUUUCGUCGUGGUGACCAUCCUGAUCACCGUGCUGACCAACUCCUUCAUGGCCAUUGUCCAAAACGCCAACCAGGAGCAUCAGUUCCUCUUCGCGGUCAACACGAUCUCCAUGGUCAAGUCCGACGCUCUCUUUUCCUACGUCGCACCGACCAACAUCUUCGCCUGGAUCAUCACCCCGCUACGGUACCUCAUGCCGUUCCGCCAGUUCAUCCGGCUCAACCGGACCAUCAUCAAGAUCACGCACCUGCCCAUUUUGUUUUCUAUCUGCCUGUAUGAAAAGACCAUCCUCGACGCGCAGGUGAUCGAACCCACAGAUCUCGUCGAGAACCGUCACGGCCUUCGCAGCCAGUCGGACCGGUCGCCGACCCGGCACCACAGCCGGUUCCACGCCUUCAAUCCGAACGCACCUCGAAUCGUCCGGGAGCCGUCGGUGGCGACCUUCCAAAAAGACCGAGCGCUGGAGGAAGUGUUUCGUCGGCGGCCUUUCAUCGACGAGACCAACCGUCGCAGGGUUCCCCGGAAAGCCAACCGGCAGCAGACCAGCAAUAUCGUCAACCAGUGGAUGCAAGAUAUGGACGCCGGGCCUGCCAAUCCGCCCGACGAGCAGGAUCCCGAGGAGGUGAACCGUCUGGAGGCUCUCCCUCCUCGGUUACGAUUUCCGCUGCGGCGACGCUUCAUGCCUACCACGCGGGACUUUACCGAGACGACCCGGUCUGUCGCCUCGAAUCCGGAGGAAGUCAUGAGCCGGUUCGACUCUCCCUCAGCAGUGCCCCGGCGGAUGCGCGAUUUCGCGUCCCCCGAACGAAGCCGACAGCUGUCCCGACAUACGGACAUUGAAGGAGACGAUGAACUAACGAGCGGAGACAAUGAGGGAGACGAUGAGGAAGAUGAGGAACGGGAAGAACAAGAGGAACCUGAGGAAGAAGAGUCGAGGCGAGUGACCACCAGCGCAGGGAAAAGCACGCCGAAAUUCUACAGUUCCCGCCCGUCGACCGCAAAACUGGUCUCGCGCAAGAACAGCCCCAGCCGCCGACACCGCGCCCACCAUCGCACCACCUCCGGGGCCACAAUGCUCUACAAUCCCAUCCCGGCAGAAAGCGACGCCGAAGAAACGGAAGACAACCAGUCGGUUCCUAUCCGAUCGGGCGCAGGUGAGGGUGGCCCCGGCCUGGCCACUUCAGCAGAUCAAUUCACCACCCUACGCCGGCGCCAUGACUCGCGCACAGCACUGUACUCGAACAACCCCAUGUCCGUGCCAGAUCUAGGCGGGUUCUACAUGCCCCGUAGUCCCGGGGGGGAGAACUCCCUCUCGCCAUCUACCGUUGGAGAACGCGGCCGGAUGAUGCCCGCCGCCGCCGCGAUGCUGUUCGAUCUAGGCUCAGACCUAGGCGACAACAAGGUGCUGGCGGGGGGCAACUUCCCCGCGGCGGUCUUACCGGCCAGCUUCUCGACGCAGAUUGGAUUUCCGACGGCCACACCGGGUGCAGGGCGACGCCCUCCUCCUCCUCCUCCCCCGGCCGGCGACGUACAUGAUCAAGACAUGCUCAGCAAGCUGGUCCUGGCGCGGAUGAAUAACAUCGAGGAAGGGUUCCGCGAGGUGAUUCGGGAGGUUAAAGAUCUGGCGAGUCGUAGUCAGAGUCGGCCGGGGAGUCGACGAAAGAACGAGAAGAGGAGGAAGUAGUUAUUUUUGUUUUUUUUUUCCCUUUUGUCUUUGAUCUACCCUGGCGGUUAUCUGAUAUACGAUACCCAUACAUAGUUGUCUAUUCUACUCAUUCUCGCCAUACACGGGUCUUCUUUCCUCUCUGCUAACCAUCAUCUUUGACUAUUAUUUAUGAACAUGAGUAGACUUCUUAAUCGCCUGAUGGAUCGGCCGACCGUCUUGAUCCGUCUGUCUCCCCUCCUGUCCACGCAUGGCUUCUCGAUCCUGAGAGUUGAUGACGGAUUCCGUUCGGGGGUUGAUGGCUUUGCCGAUGAAGUAGGAGGCGAUGCUUAUUCCUGCCAGGCUGGCGAGAAUGAGACUGAGUAGUAAGUAUAUAGUAUAUAGUGUAUUGUAUAUUGCAUGAAGACUUACUUGUUUUUGCGGU